UGACAUUUGAUGUAAGCAUCAUGACAGGUUAGUGUUUGUAACUUCAAAUCGAUUUAUUAAAUAAAAAUGGGCACAGAAAUUUUAAAAUCGUUUGGAACUCUACAAUCCGAAUUGGAACAAGCGAAAAACAGCUUGAAAGGUGUGGACGAAAAUAUAAAGAGGUUAAUAGGCAGAGAUCCGUCAGAUUUACCUCCACGAGCGAACCUCAAAAGGGGGGUACAACCAGAGGACAGAAACCGUAUAAGGGUUGGACGCACCCGAAACUUCAACCACGAAAACGAUGAACCACCCAACAAAAGGAGGACCAGCGGAGUUUCUGUAUUUAAGCGUUUGUCAGAGCGACCGAAUCACUAUGAAGAAGAUCUGCACCAACAACCACAAAAACAAAUGAUCAGCAAGGUUAUUGUUACACCUAAAGAGUUACCAAGUCGACAGGAAGCACUAGCAGCACAAAGUAAGGAUGAGAAAUCAAAAGCACGAAACAGGAGAAUGUUUGGGGCGUUGUUGGGUACGUUGCAGAAGUUCCAACAGGAGGAGACUAAACUAAAACAGAAGGAAGAGAAAAGGGCGCAACUGGAGAAAAAAAUCGAAGAACAUGAAAUCAAAGAAAAAGAGGAAAUUAAAAAGGAGCGGCAAGAGCUAUUCUUUAACAGAAAAAAGAAACAAGCGGAAAUAAAAAUGAUAGAGUUAAAAAUGAUGAGGAUGAAGGAAUAUGCAGCUUGGGAGGAAAGGCAAAAACCAAGGAUGAAUUUCAUACAGACAAAGGCUAAACCACAUAUACAUUUUCUACCACGAAAAAUGAAUGAUGCAAGUAAAGCAUUGCUGGAAACGUGUAAAGCAGACAUUGAGAAAAUGAUUGAUAAAAAGAGGCAGGAAGUAUUUGAUGAGCUGCAACAUAUAGAAGAAAGAAUGAAAAAGAAUUUUGAAUUAAGAAAGAACAAAGAACCGAAAGAUGAAGGCGAAAUUCGUGAGGAAACUGACAAAACUGAGGAAAACGGUGACUUAGAUACCACGUUAGAAGAAAAGCAUGAAGAUGGGGACACAGACAUGUUCCAUGAGGCUUCAAAUGAAGAAAAGAAUCCUAUUUUAGAGGAACCAAGUAAUGGAACUGAGGAAGUUCGUGUUAGUGAUGAACAAAGUACUCAGGGAGAGAACUGGGAUGGUGAAGCAAUCCCAGAAGAAAAUAAAGAUGAAAACCUUUCAGAUCCCAUAACUGAAAAAAGUAAUGUAAAUGAAGAUUCAAAAAUGGAAGUAGAUGAUGAUGAGUGUCUUUGAUUGUAAAUUUUUAUUUAUAUAAUUAAGAUUGUAUAAUGUAUAAUAGAUAGGUGUAUCAAACUUUGUUAUGAACGAAUGGCCGAAAUAAUAAAAAAGUGUCCAAGGAA
Molecule: messenger RNA, 1382 nt
Organism: Zophobas morio
Lineage: Eukaryota; Metazoa; Arthropoda; Insecta; Coleoptera; Tenebrionidae
Product: pinin-like
Exons: 3
Coding region: 67-1275 (402 amino acids)
Cellular component (GO): catalytic step 2 spliceosome
Source: RefSeq, a predicted model, not a curated record